AUGGCAUCGUUUUUUAUAUCUUAUGUUGUGACAUCUGGAUGGACUGGUUUGUCGUCAGAGAACUUCCGUUUGGUUCCUCUUAUCUGGAAUUUUGUGAUGAAACUUUUCGGUAAGGAAGAUGACAAAGAAUUUGAGGUCCCUUCGACUCCAUUUUGCCAAGAGAUACCAAGUAUUCUCUUUUUUGGACUUCUUGGUACAACUUACUUCUUCCUUUCUCCGUUAAUACUGCCCUUCUUGUUGGUCUACUUUUGUCUUGGAUACGUCAUCUACCGCAACCAGCUUCUAAACGUAUAUGCGGCAAAGUAUGAAACUGGUGGAAAGUUCUGGCCAAUAGUACAUAACUCCACUAUCUUCUCUUUGGUUUUGAUGCACGUUAUUGCAAUCGGAAUAUUCGGGCUUAAAGAGCUUCCCUUGGCAUCUUCUUUAACAAUCCCACUUCUGAUUCUCACCUUCCUUUUCAGCAUUUACUGCCACAGACGUUUCUUAGCAAAUUUCAAAUCUUAUCCUACCGAGUGUUUGGUAAACAAAGACAAAGCAGACGCGAGAGAGCAGAACAUGUCUGAAUUCUAUGCGAAACUCGUUGUCGCUUAUCGAGACCCCGCUGUCUCGGAGUCGUGGUACGGACGGGGCAUCUCACCUGAAGAUCCUCCACUUCUCCGUUCAAAUCAAGGCUGA
Messenger RNA from Eruca vesicaria subsp. sativa (arugula), 675 nucleotides. The record is from the annotation of a GenBank genome assembly. Lineage: Eukaryota; Viridiplantae; Streptophyta; Magnoliopsida; Brassicales; Brassicaceae.